UCCUCCACCUGAUUGGCUGAAGAUCAUGGCGCAUGCAAAACAGUACGUUUUUGCCAAACAAUCAGGGGCUGGUGGAUAUCAAACGCGUCCUCUUCGACCCAAAUAUUGCGGAAAAAAAUAAAUUCCUUGAAGCUUUUUGUCGUGUGAUCGCUUUAUAGAAUGGCGGAAAGCGAGGUGGACACGCCGAGCACCCCGAUCGAAUACGAGAGCAAAUAUUUUGAGUAUCAUGGAGUUCGACUCCCUCCUUUCUGCAGGGGCAAAAUGGAUGAGAUCGCCAACUUUUCGUUAAGAAGUAGCGACAUAUGGAUCGUCACGUAUCCCAAAUCAGGUACAAGUUUGUUACAGGAGGUAGUAUAUCUGGUGAGCCAGGGAGCUGACCCAGAUGAGAUUGGGCUCAUGAAUAUUGAUGAGCAACUUCCUGUGUUGGAAUACCCACAGCCUGGAUUGGAGAUUAUCCAGGAACUGACAUCGCCUCGACUGAUCAAAAGCCAUCUGCCCUUCCGUUUCCUUCCCACAGCAAUGCACAAUGGAGAAGGCAAGGUGAUCUACAUGGCCAGGAAUCCUAAAGAUCUGGUGGUGUCCUACUAUCAGUUUCAUCGCUCUUUAAGAACAAUGAGCUACAGGGGAACAUUUCAGGAGUUCUGCAGACGAUUCAUGAAUGACAAGUUGGGAUAUGGCUCCUGGUUUGAACAUGUUCAGGAGUUCUGGGAGCAUCGCAUGGACUCCAAUGUUCUCUUUCUGAAAUACGAGGACAUGUACAAGGAUCUGGGGACCCUGGUGGAGCAGCUGGCGCGGUUUCUGGGUGUCUCCUGUGAUAAAGUGCAGCUGGAGAGUAUGGUGGAGAGCUGCAACCAGCUCAUAGAGCAGUGCUGUAACUCUGAGGCCCUGUCCAUCUGCCGGGGUCGUGUUGGACUGUGGAAGGACAUUUUCACUGUGUCCAUGAAUGACAAGUUUGAUGCUGUGUACCGACAGAAGAUGGCAAAGUCUGACCUGACCUUUGACUUUAAUCUGUGAGGGGGUGACUCAGUCUGUGGACUAUCUGUCAACUGUUUCACGAACAAACCAACCAAUCAGUUCACCUGCUGGCCUGCUGUGCUUAAUGAUGGAUAUUCCCCAUCACUGAGCUUUUAUCUUUACAUCCCUAGCAUUUUUUGCUCAUCACUGCUUUUAUGAGUUACCGGUACUCAAAAGUUACUUCUUAGAACUGAUACAAGGUCAGUACUGAGGCUUCGUUCAGACAGGCACUGUAAACCCUAAUGCUCAAAAUAAUUAAUUGUUUUGAUUAGGGAAAAAUUAAAUCAGACUAAUUAGUUCAAAUAAAUGAACCUUGAUGAGUAUAUAGAACAUUCUCUUUCUUCUGAUUUCACGAAUUUGACACCUUUUAAGUAACCUGAAUUGUUUAUUGUUUUGAGUUUAACGACCUUGUCUCUUUAAACUUACAGGAACUUAAAUUUAACUGAAACUGGUCACUUUCCUAGCAUGCUUUGCAUGGCACUCGACAGGGAGAGUAAAUGUUAAAAUCAAGUGUUAUACAAUGUCUUUGUGCAAGAUGAAUGUAAAGGGGGAGAUUUGUUAGUGUUUAAUGUUUGUGUUAUUUAGAAGAGUAUCUGUUGUUUGAGUUACCAUUAUGGUGAAUAGUGGAGCUUGAGUUUAGGUUGAGGACAGGUACAGCGUAUGAAUGUUUUAUGUUAACUUUACUCAUUUAGCAAUUGCUAUGCAAAUCAAAGCAUAGUGUUUCCAAUUAGCAUGCAUUUAGCAUGCUAACAUUCACCGUACUAGUUUGUACUAGUAAGGUUUCGUGUAUGUGAAUUACAUAAGUUGAGUUUACUUGUUAAUUUUAAGUGCAGCCAAAGAGUUAAAGUUAAGUGCCAUCAAAAUUUAAGAGUUAGCUUACUCAAUAUUUCAAGUUAAGAGCAACUCACAUGCAUGUGCAUACAAAAUUACAAUCUGAAUGUUCUAUUAACUUAAAAACUUUGAUGUAACUGAUUGCCUAAAUUUUUUUGAGUUCUGCUAUCUUAUUAGGGUAUCCGACUCAAAUCACAUCCAUUUGUGGUUUUAAAUUAUAUAUAUAUAUAUUUAUUUAUUUUUUUUUUUUUUGGAAUGCGUCUCAGUUUGAACGGUCAGAUUGGAUUUCAAAAAGUUUUUCCGUCAUAUAGGAUGCAACGCGUAUCUGCACAAUAUUGCCAGAAAUGGUCUGAAUACGCAAUUUUUUUUCACAGUCAGUCCUAAAAUUCAGAUUUGAAAACCAAAUUGGAUUUUGUACAGUGUGAACAAAGCCUAAAAGGUAUUUCCAGAGCUUUCUCUUGUGUGUAUUUGUAUAAACAGCAAUGCUUUAGACAGAAGUAAGAGCACGGUGCUUGUUGCGUUUGUACAUUGUACAGAGCUAUUCAUAUCCCAAAGGCGCUUAUGAAAUAUGUAUUUAUUAAAAACAAUAAAGAAAUGAUUUAGACUAUAUUCUAUAUGCUAAACGCUAAACCCAUCUGAAAAACUCUCAGAAAAAAAAGAUUGUUUUCAUUUUUCAGGAGGAUUCUGUAAAAUCAUUGGCUACUAGCUGCACCAAAUAUGCAGUCAUCCAAUCACAUCUCAGGAGGUGGAAACCCGACUCUCAUAAUGAAUGCUGAUUGGAUACUGGCCAACAUAUCUCGAUGUAUGUGUAUAAUCUCAUUUCGUCUCUAGUGGCUUUUAGACAGCUUUGACUUCAAUUCCAUUACAGCCAUUCAUAGAAACUGCAGUGAAUGGUAUUACAUAUUUGUCUUAUGUUUACACACUUGUGCAUGUUUUUCAUCUGUGAGCUUAUAGCUGUGAGAGUGUGUGUAUGAAUAAGCCUAUCACAUCUACACAUUGCACAAUUGCAAUAUCUUAUUACUCCAUAAUCAUUCACAUUAGUGUGUGCUCUGUUAAUAUAAGCAGCAUAAUGCCUCUAAGUGCAAUCUCCCUCCGGCCCAGUCUGUGAAUCUGCCUAAAUGAAAAGAAGGAGAGUGAGAGGGGCAUGCAACAUUUAACACUUAGUUACAUGCAUAUCAUAAUAUAAUGUCUCAGAAGUGUUGUUACGAUCAGGUAUGCUCUCAUAAUUACAUCAUUAUGUCUAAUUUAGAAGCAUAAAAGAUGCAUUAGGUCAAGUCAAAGUGAAAACAAGAUGUUUUCUUAAAAUACCAGCACUCUUAACAGUCAGUUAUAACUUCACAAAUGUUCACAUAUUAAUUAGGAAGCUCCUUUGGUUCACAUCAUCAUCAAUUUCCAUGCAUGUUCUCUUUCAUUGUGGACAGUGUCAUGCCCCCCUUUCCAACAAAUGCUUCUUGCCUCUGGACGUAUUUGUCUAGUACCCCUGAAUGUCUGCUGUGUUGGACUCAACAGCAAAACACAUGUAUACUACUAUGACACAUACUUGUAUUAGUACUGCUCAUGUCUGUGGCUACACAGUCAACAACAGACUUAGUCCUGCUGUGCUGUCUUAAAUAACACUAAAUGGUGGCUCAACAUUGUUUUCUUUUCAUUCUUGCAAGCUGGUUUAUUAAUAAAGUGACAUCUUCAGGCCUUGA
Messenger RNA from Myxocyprinus asiaticus (Chinese sucker), 3539 nucleotides. RefSeq names its product sulfotransferase family 4A, member 1 (gene sult4a1). Gene Ontology annotation, molecular function: sulfotransferase activity. Lineage: Eukaryota; Metazoa; Chordata; Actinopteri; Cypriniformes; Catostomidae. The record is from RefSeq and is a predicted model, not a curated record. Gene Ontology annotation, cellular component: cytoplasm. Gene Ontology annotation, biological process: sulfation. The transcript is spliced from 7 exons. Bases 160 to 1014 code for a protein of 284 amino acids.